This is a messenger RNA of Apaloderma vittatum (bar-tailed trogon), 389 nucleotides long. Its product is annotated as copine-3-like. The transcript has 2 exons. NCBI's taxonomy places the organism in Eukaryota, Metazoa, Chordata, Aves, Trogoniformes, Trogonidae. Gene Ontology annotation, molecular function: calcium-dependent phospholipid binding. Gene Ontology annotation, cellular component: plasma membrane. The record is from RefSeq and is a predicted model, not a curated record. Gene Ontology annotation, biological process: cellular response to calcium ion; positive regulation of tumor necrosis factor-mediated signaling pathway; regulation of canonical NF-kappaB signal transduction. The annotation marks the transcript as partial.
CAAUAUUUUAUCUUGCUGAUCAUCACGGAUGGAGAGAUCACUGAUCUGGACCAAACCAGGCAAGCGAUUGUUAAUGCCUCCAAGCUGCCGAUGUCCAUCAUUAUUGUUGGCGUUGGGGAAGCUGAUUUCAAAGCAAUGGAGUUCCUUGACGGGGACGAUGGUGUCCUGAAGUCCCUGGCAGGAGAGCCAGCUGCACGAGACAUCGUCCAAUUUGUGCCUUUCCGACAGUUCAAAAACGCUCCCCGGGAAGCGCUUUCGCAGAUGGUUCUGGCCGAAGUACCGAAGCAGCUGGUGUCGUACUACAAAUUGCAGGGAUGGCCACCUCUGAAACCACCGGAGAUCAAGGCGCUGUAGGUUGCAGCCUGACCCUGGCCACCUGUAUCCAUGGG